This is a messenger RNA of Ciona intestinalis (vase tunicate), 591 nucleotides long. NCBI's taxonomy places the organism in Eukaryota, Metazoa, Chordata, Ascidiacea, Phlebobranchia, Cionidae. The record is from RefSeq and is a predicted model, not a curated record.
AUGGAGAGCAAUGGACUGCCAUUAACCGGGCCAGAUGUGGAUUUAAAUAAGAUUCCAGCGCUAAACCACAGACGGUCAGUUACUUUCAUGAAUCACUUCAUAACACACACCUCCAACUUUUUAAACAACUUUGCUGCUGUAACUGACGAACAGUUGGCAAAGCAGUCACUAGAAAUGCAAAAACUUGAGAUUGCUUUAAAAAUCUUAGAAGCAAAGUUGGAUUCCAUCCCUGGUUUGGAUGAUGUGAAACCAAAACCAAAGCCAAAUGAACCCCAAGAGAAUCCUGCAUCAGAAGAUCAAAAAACUGCUUCCUCUGAAGCCCCACCUCCUGCUGCUCCUGAUGCAGAGGAGGAACCACCAGUUGUUGAAAACUUUAUCAAAGUUAAAGAUGACCCAAGAUAUGCCAAGUAUCUUAAAAUGGUGAUGGUCGGUGUUCCAAAACCUGCAAUUGCAAAUAAAAUGAGAUUGGAUGGUUUGGAUCCUGCCUUGUUAGACACCCCAGAUGCCCCAGCCCCAGGUGCUGCCCCACAAGAUGAUAGUUCAUCAGAUGAUAGUGAAGCUUUUUCAUCUGACGACGAAUUUAGUGAUUAG